This is a messenger RNA of Cooperia oncophora, 285 nucleotides long. The record is from the annotation of a GenBank genome assembly. NCBI's taxonomy places the organism in Eukaryota, Metazoa, Nematoda, Chromadorea, Rhabditida, Trichostrongylidae.
AUGUCAUCAAUCAGUGUGAGCGUUUCGAUGCUGGCUCAACUCACCACUCCCUUCGUGGUCGCUGCCAUCAUAUCUACAGGAACCAUGGAGGAGUGGGAUAAUCUUUUUCUGCUCAGUUCGCUUCUUUGUAUUGUCUCCGGAACCGUGUUCUCAAUAUUUGGAUCAGGUGAAGUGCAAGAGUUUGCUAAGUCUUCAAAGAACAUCCCCUCAUUGGAAUCUAAUAACAUUUUGCUGACGCCGCUUCGUGCCGGUACACUACGAGCUGAUUCGAUUUCGAUGCUGUGA